This is a messenger RNA of Kwoniella botswanensis, 363 nucleotides long. RefSeq lists its product as uncharacterized. The transcript is spliced from 2 exons. The coding region runs from base 1 to 363 and encodes 120 amino acids. The record is from RefSeq and is a predicted model, not a curated record. Lineage: Eukaryota; Fungi; Basidiomycota; Tremellomycetes; Tremellales; Cryptococcaceae.
AUGUCACCCACCAAAAGACCCAUCGACUACACAUCCUCGGAGUCCGAAGAUACCAAUACCGAUAUCAAACCUCAUAUCAGCUCGACUCUUCCUUCCACACCUAAAAAGGAGAUCAUUCCCAAGAAAACCAAGACGCCUACUCCGAAGAAGGUCAAAUCGAGUGCCGCCAACACAAGCAACAAUUCUGAAGGCUGGUCUCCCCAAGAUAGGUUGAACCUCUUCGAAGCGUUUGUCAGUACAGUCGAAGUAAAAUGGGAUGAAGUAGCUGCGAAAAUGGGUCCUUAUUAUACUGGUAAACAAUGUAGAGAACAAUGGCAGAGAGCUACAGGGAAAAGAAUCAGGAAGGCUCUUGGAGAGGAGUAG